Molecule: messenger RNA, 1098 nt
Organism: Triticum aestivum (bread wheat)
Lineage: Eukaryota; Viridiplantae; Streptophyta; Magnoliopsida; Poales; Poaceae
Product: sphinganine C4-monooxygenase 1
Exons: 2
Coding region: 73-882 (269 amino acids)
Biological process (GO): lipid biosynthetic process
Molecular function (GO): iron ion binding; oxidoreductase activity
Source: RefSeq, a predicted model, not a curated record
UCCUCAAAGAGGAAAGGAAAGUUGCACCCGUCCUUGCAAAGCAAAGCUGCUACUAGAGUCUAGACUGGUAACAUGAAGCUAUUCUGUGAUGAAGUGCUGGCAACUGUUGUGCCCAUAGCAGUGUACUGGGUGUACUCCGGCGUGUACAUGUGGCUUGGCCAGUGCCAGUCAAUGGACAGGUACAGGCUACACCCCAGGAAGGAGGAGAACGGCAAGAACUUGGUGUCCAAGCGCGACGCCGUCAAGGGCGUCGUCCUGCAGCAGCUCCUCCAGGCCGCCACCGCCGCCGCCAUGUUCACCCUUGUAGGCGAGAGCACCGCGACGGCCACCGGCAGAGCACCGCAGCGGACCUGGACCGGGACGUGCUUGACGGUGGCGUGCCAGAUCGGAGUGGCCAUGGCCGUGCUCGACGGGUGGCAGUACGUGUGGCACCGGUGCAUGCACCUCAACAGGUUCCUGUACCGGCACGUCCACUCGUGGCAUCACCGCCUCGUCGUGCCCUACGCCUUCGGCGCCCUGUACAACCACCCCAUCGAGGGCCUCCUCCUCGACACCAUGGGCGGCGCGCUCGGCUUCCUCGCCUCCGGCAUGUCCCCGCGCGUCUCCAUCUUCUUCUUCACGCUCUGCACCGUCAAGGCCGUCGACGACCACUGCGGCAUGUGGCUGCCGGGGAACAUGUUCCACCGGUGCUUCUGGAACAACACGGCGUACCACGAUGUCCACCAUCAGCUGCGCACUAGUGGAUACAACUUCUCGCAGCCCUUCUUCGUGACAUGGGACAGGGUGUUUGGGACGCACAUGCCCUAUGUGAUCGAGGAAGACAGGGCCCACGGUGUGCUCCGGGCGCGGCCCAUGGCCUUACAUACAUCUGCCGGAAAAUAGCUACCAGAAAACACACUAGCAGCUAGCCACACCACACAACUUUUGUAUCUUUUUUUUUGUAUCCCUUCAAUAAUCUCUGAUACUAGGGCAACUAUGCGAAUAUUCCGACGGAUAUAGCUACAUAGGGAUAAAGAAACAUUUGUAUGUUGGUUAAUCUGCAUAAAUAAUAGAUCCUUGAUGGCGCGUGUUGCUGCGGCCGUCUGUUUUGACUCUUAA